Molecule: messenger RNA, 717 nt
Organism: Camellia sinensis
Lineage: Eukaryota; Viridiplantae; Streptophyta; Magnoliopsida; Ericales; Theaceae
Source: RefSeq, a predicted model, not a curated record
AUGACGAUGAUUAGUGCUGGAGAUGCUCAAAGCCUAUUGAAUCAUUUUAAGCAGAAACAUACAGAAGAUCCCAUGUUCUUUUUCACAGUUCAAGUAGAUCAAGAAAAUCGCAUGACUAAUUUUUUCUGGAGAGAUGGGAGAUCAAGGGUUGAUUAUGAUUGCUUUGGAGAUGUAGUUGUUUUUGAUACCACCUAUCGUACCAAUAAGUAUAAUUUGAUUUGUGCUCCAUUUGUUGGUGUUAACCACCAUUGGCAAAAUGUGAUGUUUGGUUGUGCUUUCCUUUUGGAUGAAACCACUGAUUCAUUUAUAUGGUUGUUUAAAUCAUUUUUAGAAUCAAUGGGGAAUCGGUCUCCAGUUACAAUUUUUACUGACCAAGAUCAAGCCAUGUCUAAUGCUAUUCAGGUAGUGUUUCCAAAUACACAUCAUCGACUAUGUUUGUGGCAUAUUUCCAAAAAUGCUCCUUCUCAUUUAGGGGAAUUAAAUACUAACACAGAGUUCAAGUACCUUUUCAACAAGUGCCAAAAAUAUUGUGAUUCUACACUAGAAUUUCAACAAACUUGGGAUAAAAUGAUACAAAAGUCUAAAAUUCGACACAAGCAGAGCACUGCAUUCACUAAGGAUAGUUUCACCGCUGAAUUUAAAGCUUCCUCAAGGAGUGAAAGUACAAAUAAUGUUUUGAAUAACAUAGCAGGAAACUUUGUUGCCAUUGCUGCAUAA